Molecule: messenger RNA, 1419 nt
Organism: Solanum verrucosum
Lineage: Eukaryota; Viridiplantae; Streptophyta; Magnoliopsida; Solanales; Solanaceae
Product: protein RETICULATA-RELATED 4, chloroplastic-like
Exons: 8
Coding region: 128-1264 (378 amino acids)
Source: RefSeq, a predicted model, not a curated record
GUGUCAGAAAAUUCUCCUAAGGUAUUCUACUCCUUUUUUUAAAAAAAAAAAAUCAGAAUAGAGAAAGUGCAGAAAAAAGAAGCUAACUGUCAACUGUCAUUACAGUCCACAACUUCCACCACCUCCAAUGGCGGCCAUCGCCACCGCCACGGCCACCUCCUACCUCUCUACCACCUCUCUCUGCCGCCACCAAUCUUCAACUUUUUGUUUCUCAUCCCUCACUUACCCAAUCAAUUUUUCAACUUUUUCACUUAAUGCCCAAUUUAACCCUCCUCGUACUUCCUUCCCCAUAUUCUCCACUCUCAGUAAUCACCACGGAGGCGGAAACAUCGACGGCGACGGAGGCGGAGGCGGAGGAGGAGGUGGAGGAGGGAAGGAUGACGGGAAUGCAGGGGAAAGGAACAAGAAAGAAGCAAUAAUGGCUUUGGCUGAAGCCGAAAGGACAUUAGACAGCUUGCCUAAGGACUUGGCUUCCGCAAUUGAAGCCGGGAAAAUACCUCCGGCCGUCAUUCACCGGUUUUUGGAGCUCGAAAAGUCACCGGUGCUCCGGUGGCUGCUCAGCUUUGGUGGAUUUAGAGAACGGUUGCUGGCUGAUGAUCUUUUCUUAACUAAAGUUGCUAUAGAGUGUGGCAUUGGAAUUUUUACUAAGAGUGCUGCAGAGCUGGAGAAGCGUAGAGAGAAUUUCACAAAGGAGCUGGACUUUGUCUGUGCUGAUGUGGUGAUGGCCAUUGUUGCUGAUUUCAUGCUAGUCUGGCUCCCAGCUCCUACUGUCGGUCUCCGUCCUUCUCUGGCAAUUGGCUCUGGGCCUCUUACUAAACUUUUCUACAACUGUCCGGACAAUGCAUUUCAGGUUGUGUUGUCUGGUACUUCCUAUUCACUUUUACAGAGACUAGGCGCCAUAGUGAGAAAUGGGGCCAAACUAUUUGCAGUUGGUUCAGGUGCAUCUCUGGUUGGUACAGGUGUAACAAACACUUUAAUCAACGCACGGAAGGCUAUUGAUAAAACCUUUGCUGGUGAAGCUGAGAAUCUACCUGUUCUGUCUAGCAGUGCUGCCUAUGGUGUUUACAUGGCAUUCUCAAGCAACCUUAGGUAUCAAAUCCUUGCUGGAGUUAUUGAACAACGAAUAUUGGAGCCCUUGCUACACAAGAACAAGAUCAUGCUUGGUGCACUGUGCUUCGUUUUUCGAACUGGCAAUACCUUUUUGGGAUCAUUGAUGUGGGUGGAUUUUGCACGUUGGAUUGGAAUCCAAAGAUCACGAGAAUAAGAAGAAACAUAGAUAAUGGUUCCCAGUUUUAUGGUACCAAGUAUCGUUUGUACAAUUAUUUUUAAAAUUCAACUAUAACAGUGGUUAGAUUUUUUGGCACACUCUUUAUCGGUGCUUUAUUUUGUUUAAUUCAAAAGAAGUAUGGCUUCAAAAUC